AUGAAUGCAACUGAGGAACACAAUGAGGAAAUAGCUGGAGUGAAGCGGGUGUGUCAGAUCAUGGCAGCAGAAGGAGUUAUUGGUGUCUUAGGGAACCUCUUAGUGUGUUACGUCAUCCUACGCGUCAAAUUCUUACACAACAUGACGAACUACCUGCUGGUGAAUUUGGCUGUUGCUGAUAUGCUGCUGUGUCUGGAAGAAACCUUGUAUUAUCUAACAUCAGACUGUAAGCUUAUUGCCUUUGCUCCAGUAAGCAACGGGGUGAGAGACUUGUUCUGCAGAAUUCUGGCAUCGAGGUUUUUGGCAUGGGCAUUGACCUAUACCUCUGCCUACAAUCUCUGUGUGGUUACAUUGGAGAGGUAUAUUGCCAUAGUACACCCUCUACACUAUGCGAGAAAACUCACAACAGGACGGAUGGUUACUUUAAUUACAUUGGUGUGGGUAAUAUCAUUUCUGAUAUCUUUACCUCUACUAUUCACAAUCGAAACAAGCAGUUACCCCGAUCGGAUUUGCUUAAUCAAAUAUCCUCACUUGUUAUUUCCAAUUAUAUUCAGCAUAUAUUCAUUUCUUUUGGGAUACUUGUUGCCCCUAACAUUAAUGAUUGUGGCUUAUUAUAAGAUGCAGGUCACUCUAAAAAGACAAGCAAAGGCUCUGAACCUGCAACAUGCAAGAGCAGCAGCCUAUGAUCUUGUGAUUGCUAGACAGAACCUGGUCAGCAUGCUUAAAACUGUCUUAGGAGCUCUUAUUCUCUUAUGGACACUGGAUUAUGUAACUAUUCUUCUCUGCUUGCAACAUACAGAGGAGGCUCAGUUCUUGUUCUGUGGAUCGAAGGGCUACCACUAUACCACAUUGUUCGCUAGUUUACUAUUUACUUUUAAUUCAGUCAUUAAUCCCAUCAUCUAUGAGUUCAAAUACAAGAAAUUCAGGCAAGGCCUUAAGGUAGCUUUCUGCAGCUGCUUCAAAAGGCAGGGUGGAAACAGAGUUGACGUUGAGAUGGUACCAUUAUGA
Patiria miniata (bat star) is the source of this 1008-nucleotide messenger RNA. RefSeq names its product neuromedin-U receptor 2-like. The coding region runs from base 1 to 1008 and encodes 335 amino acids. Gene Ontology annotation, biological process: G protein-coupled receptor signaling pathway. The record is from RefSeq and is a predicted model, not a curated record. Gene Ontology annotation, molecular function: G protein-coupled receptor activity. NCBI's taxonomy places the organism in Eukaryota, Metazoa, Echinodermata, Asteroidea, Valvatida, Asterinidae. Gene Ontology annotation, cellular component: membrane. The transcript has a single exon.